This is a messenger RNA of Ostertagia ostertagi, 372 nucleotides long. Lineage: Eukaryota; Metazoa; Nematoda; Chromadorea; Rhabditida; Trichostrongylidae. The record is from the annotation of a GenBank genome assembly.
AUGAAUGCGCUGGACUGGAUGAAAAGCGAACGUGGCUUAGUAAUGACAGCUCAUCUCCUCCUUUUCGUCCUCACGACCUGCCUGGGCAUGGAAAUCAUUAUACGAGUGCCCUCGCGAAGCACAAAGGGAAUCCCGAUUAAUUUGAAUAGUGCGGCUGGACAACUAGUGAAGAAAUUCCACCAUAGAUCGACCACGGCUAGCGACUACAACGAACGGCUUAACAACGACGGGGAUAGAUCAUAUUACGGCACCAUCCAAAUCGGAACUCCUCCUCAGACAUUCGGAGUUAUUUUCGACACUGGUUCGGCCCUUCUGUGGAUUCCUUGCGCGAACUGUGUUGCCUCAGACACUGCUUGUCGUACUCAUCGAAGG